Messenger RNA from Amblyraja radiata (thorny skate), 4125 nucleotides. RefSeq lists its product as uncharacterized. Gene Ontology annotation, biological process: DNA integration. The coding region runs from base 1 to 4125 and encodes 1374 amino acids. NCBI's taxonomy places the organism in Eukaryota, Metazoa, Chordata, Chondrichthyes, Rajiformes, Rajidae. The record is from RefSeq and is a predicted model, not a curated record. Gene Ontology annotation, molecular function: zinc ion binding; nucleic acid binding. The transcript has a single exon.
AUGGCAAUAAAAGGAAAAUUUGGAAUCUUCGAGAGCAACUUAGAGACUUGGGACACAUAUUUGGAAAGAUUUGAUGUUUUCUGUACUGUUAAUGAUAUAGCAGAUGAUAAGAAAGCUGUGAAUUUAUUGAAUUAUAUGGGUGCUAAGACUUAUGGAUUAGCAAAGGGGUUGUUACAUCCUACAAAAGCUGCAAAUGCAACAUUUAAACAGAUAUCUGAUAAAUUAAAGGAACACUUGAAUCCAGCACCAUUGUUCUUAUCUGAGCGUUUUGCAUUUUAUAAAAGGGACCAGCAGUUAGAAGAAACUGUGGCACAAUUUAUGGCAGAGCUAAGAACAUUAGCUGUAUUUUGUAAAUUUGAUGAUUUUUUAAAUCAAGCAUUACGGGAUAGAUUUAUUUGUGGAUUGAAAAGUGAGACUCUAUUACAAAAACUGUUAGCUGAGGGUGAUAUAGAUUUGUCCAAAGCAUUUACAAUGGCUAUGUCAUUUGAGAAAGCCCAAGAGGGCGUGGCGGCCAUACAACAGAAGAGUCCAGAGUUUGAAACCCAUAAAUUAUUACCAAAGGCUGAGAGAUGUGUCCGGUGUGGAAAAACCACUCACCAUCAGAAAGAUUGCUGGUUUAAAGAUAAAAUAUGUAAUGGAUGUGGAAAAGUGGGUCACAUUGUACGGGCUUGUAGGUCAAAGAAGCCUGGUAGAAGUGAACACUAUAGAGCAAGGACAUUGGGGGCUGAGGCCAAGUUAGUCCAUGAAGUUAGGGAAAGUAGUGUAAGCAGCAGUUGUAGUGACUCAGACGUAGAAGCAAGAGAAGUAAGUUGCUUAAAGAUUAAAGCAGUGCAGAAUUCGACAGAACUGGAUACAAUGUGGGUAAUGUUGACCAUUUCAGGAGUUUCAUUGAAACUAGAACUGGAUACUGGUUCAGCGUUAACGGUGAUAAAUGAGAAGGAUUAUUAUAGGUAUUUUUCACAAGAACGGUUGCAGAAGACUAAUAUUGCUUUAAAAACUUAUACGGGUCAAAAGGUUAGGCCAAAAGGAAGGAUUGAGGUAUCAGCCAAGUACAAUGGUAUGACAGUGAGGAAUCUGUUUAUAUACGUGCUGAGGGAAGGCGGACGGCCAUUACUGGGUAGAGAGUGGGCUAGGAGACUGAAAUUUGAUUGGUCAACUAUUCACUCAUUAAAGCACAGGGAGCUGGGGUUAACAGGGCCCUUGCAAAGUAAAUUGGUUGAAGUAAAGCAUAGGGAGCGGGGGUUAAUAGGACCCUCAAAAAGUAAAUUGGCUGAAGUGUUGGCAACAGCUCCAGAGGUGUUUCAAUCAGGACUUGGCAAGUUGGUUGGUAUUCAAGCUACUAUAUCAAUUACUGAGGGGUCUGCCCCCAAGUUUUUUAAACCUCGACCAGUACCUUUUGCAAUUAGACCAGCAGUGGAAGCUGAAUUAGAUAACUUAGAGCAACAAGGAGUGCUCUCAAGGAUAGAUUGGAGUGAAUGGGCUACACCUAUUGUGCCGGUUAUGAAAAAGGCUUUGCCGGAUGGCCCGGGAUUAGCACAGAAAGUACGUAUUUGUGGUGAUUUUAAAGUUACAGUGAAUCCAGUGUUAAAAGCAGUACAAUAUCCAUUGCCAAAGAUUGAUGAGAUUUUUGCCUCAUUGGCAGGAGGGCAACAUUUUUCUAAAAUAGAUCUGGCACAAGCAUAUUUGCAGAUGGAGGUAGAGGAAGAUUCCAGACAUUACCUGACGAUUAAUACGCAUAAAGGCUUGUAUAGGUAUAAUAGGUUGGUUUUUGGGGUAGCUUCGGCGCCGGCUAUGUGGCAGAGAGCCAUGGAGCAGGUGCUGCAAGGUAUUCCAGGUACCCAAUGUUACUUGGAUGAUAUUUUGAUCACAGGUAGGACGGUGGAAGAACACCUCUCCAAUUUGGAACGGGUGUUGGGCAGGUUAAAACGUUAUGGCCUUAGGGCUAACAAGGCCAAGUGUGACUUCUUCAAGGAACAACUGGCGUAUUGUGGACAUUUGAUUGAUAGACAUGGGUUGCAUAAAUCACCAGACAAAAUUGCUGCGGUGGUAAAUGCGCCAGCUCCGGUGAAUGUGUCACAGUUACGCUCAUUUCUGGGACUGAUAAAUUACUAUCAUAAAUUUUUGCCAAACUUAUCUGCUAUCCUGUAUCCAUUAAAUGGAUUGUUAAAAUCAGGGGUGAAAUGGAAUUGGUCGUUGGAAUGUGUGAAGGCAUUUGCUGAUAGUAAGGCCUUGAUUACAUCAAGGAAGGUGCUUGCACAUUUUGAUCCAGCAAUACCAAUUAAGGUGGCUUGUGAUGCAUCUCCUUAUGGUAUAGGUGCAGUGCUUUCACAUCAGUUUCCAGGGGGUCAUGAACGACCAAUUGCUUUUGCAUCAAGGUCAUUGUCCACGGCUGAAAAGAAUUACGCCCAAAUUGAUAGGGAGGCUCUUAGCCUUGUAUGGGGUGUUAAAAAAUUUAAUCAUUACUUAUAUGGACAGAAAUUUACAUUGAUUACGGAUCAUCAGCCGUUGGUUUCGAUAUUUAAUCCAAAAAAGGGGGUGCCCUUGAUGACGGCACAGCGCUUGCAGAGAUGGGCCUUGUUUUUGGGUGCACAUCGUUAUGACAUCCAGUAUAGAGGCACAAAGUUGCAUGGGAAUGCAGAUAGUUUGUCAAGAUUGCCAUUACCGAUUGUAAGUGAUGUACCAAUGACUGAUGUGGCAGAAUUGUUUCAUAUGUCCAUUUGUGAAGUGUUGCCAGUGGAUAACAAACGUAUAGAGCGUGAGACAAGGAAUGAUAGGACUCUUUCAGGGGUAUAUGAUAUAACAGUACGAGGGUGGCCAGCGGAAGGAGAUUCUCGGUUUCCUCAAUAUUCAGCAAGAAGAGAACAAUUGUCUACGUGCAGGGGUACCGUGAUGUGUGGUUCUAGAGUGGUGAUCCCCCAAAAGUUACAGAAACAAAUCUUGGAGGAACUACACGUUGGUCAUCUAGGAUGCACUAGGAUGAAAAGUCUGGCUCGUGCAUAUGUAUGGUGGCCAGGUAUUGAUGGCCAGAUUGAGGAAUUGGCCAAAAAUUGUUCUGGCUGUCGGCUUGAGCAGAAGACACCUCCAUUGGCCCCUAUCCAUCCAUGGGAAUGGCCGUCUGGUCCAUGGAAACGGGUUCAUAUUGAUUAUGCAGGACCCUUUCAAGAGUCUAUGUUCCUGGUGGUAGUAGAUGCGCAUUCGAAAUGGCCAGAGGUUAUAAAGAUGUCCUCGACUACGUCUCAGAAGACGAUUGCGACGUUACGAACAAUUUUUGCAAGGUAUGGGUUGCCUGAACAAAUAUGUUCGGAUAACGGGCCUCAAUUUGUAUCUGAAGACUUUAAGAAGUUUCUGAAGACUAAUGGCAUUAAACACUAUACGUCGGCACCUUAUCAUCCGGCAACAAAUGGACUGGCGGAGCGUUUUGUACAGACCUUUAAGAAGGCGCUGAAAGCAAUGAAACAUGAGGAUCUGCCUAUGCAACAUAAAUUGGACAAUUUUUUGUUCAACUAUAGAAAUGCGGUUCAUGCUGUAACAGGUCAAUCACCUGCGAUGGUGUUUUUCAACAGACAGUUGGGUUCCAAAUUGGACUUAGUUCGUCCUGAUCUUAGAAGACAAGUGGAACGGAAAGUGUUCCAUUGUCCACCUCAACGUCUUACCAGGAGUUUCCAGGUUGGUGAAGCUGUACUUGCCCGCGAUUAUAGAAACCAGAAAUGGCAGCCGGGAGUUGUUGCGGAGGUACAAGGACCUCUAAUGUAUGCAGUCAACACGGCCGAUGGCCAGAUUCGCCGGCAUGUGGAUCAAAUCGUACAGUCUACUAUUGCUCCUCAUCUGGAACCUCGGUUAAGUGCUUCGGAUCAGCCAGUAUCAAUGGGGGGCCAAUGGUCGAAUAAGGAAUUGGAACCUAUUGUGCCUAUGUCUUGUUAUCCUGUUCUAGCUGCCAAAGAAGCACCUAUGCCUUCGUUGGAUAUUUCACCAGCUAAAGUAGCAGUACAGGUUCCUGACCAGGUGGUUGCAAUACCAAAACAGGUGUUCCCUAGCUCGGAAGUGCGGUGUUCGCCUGUAGAAUCUGGAUUAAGACGCUCAACCAGAAUAUCAAGGCCGCCACAGAGGUUGAUUGAUGAACUUUGA